Molecule: messenger RNA, 1458 nt
Organism: Cryptomeria japonica (Japanese cedar)
Lineage: Eukaryota; Viridiplantae; Streptophyta; Pinopsida; Cupressales; Cupressaceae
Product: protein SAWADEE HOMEODOMAIN HOMOLOG 2
Exons: 10
Coding region: 458-1210 (250 amino acids)
Molecular function (GO): chromatin binding
Source: RefSeq, a predicted model, not a curated record
CUCAUGGAGCCGUUCAAGUUCCUCAAUCUCCUCUAUCAUGUACGAUGCUGAUUUUCCUCUUCCAAUAUAAGAAAAUAAAAUAGAAAAAGUAACGUUCAAAUUUGUUCCACACAAUUUCUCUCACGCUUAAAAUAAUGCUGGAGGAGCGUACAAAUGCACAAAUCUCCAUAGAAAAUGGGUCCUAAUACCUAUGAUUUCCCGUCGCUAAAUUUGGAGAGCCUAAGGAACUUCAAUUUCCAAUCCACUUAUAAUUAGAAAAGCAAUAUGGAGAUAGGCAGGGGCUUGCUGUCCUUCAAAACUAAUUAAACCAUAUUUUGAACAUUUGGUUGGACAGAAGAAACUCUAUUCCCCAGAAAGCAUUGGUUGCUGGUUUGCCGUCUGUUUACAGAGAUUUUUACAGUAAAUUCGCAGACUUUGUUGCUGGAAAACUGAAGUGGCAAAACCAGAUUUUAACAAGAUGGGACGCCCUCCACCUCAGGGCGGAUCUCAAUAUUUCCGUUUUACACAGAAUGAGACUGAACAGAUGGAAAAAGUCUUAGAAGAACUCAAGGGUGCAUCUCCUAAGGAUGUGGUGGAAUCCCUUGUCAAAAAGUUCAAUGCUACACCAGAGCGAGCUGGAAAAGUUCUUGUACAAACAAAGCAGAUACUGCGCUGGUUCAGCAACAAGCGCCAGCGGUGUAAAGGCAAAUGUACAAUGGUAUCAACUACAUCAAAUACAGAACCCUUGCCUCUUAAUGACCAUCCUGCAAAGAGUGCCAUUGCAAACUCCGAUGAAGUUCCUUCAGGAAGGCAACCACUAGAUAGUUCAGAGCUGGAAUUUGAAGCGAAAUCUUCGAAGGAUGGAGCAUGGUACGAUGUUGCUACCUUUCUUACACAUAGAAUAUUGGAGUCAGGUGAACCUGAAGUCCGUGUGAGAUUUGCUGGUUUUGGGGCAGAGGAAGACGAAUGGGUCAAUGUGAGAAAGGCUGUCCGCCAGCGAUCUAUUCCAUGUGAAGCAUCUGACUGUGUUUCUAUUAGGCCAGGAGACACUGUACUUUGUUUUCGGGAAGGAAUAGAGCAAGCAAUCUACUUUGAUGCUUGUGUCAUUGAUGUCCAGAGAAAGCGGCAUGAUGUGAGGGGUUGUCGUUGCAGAUUUUUAAUUCGGUAUGACCAUGAUAAAAUAGAGGAAAGGGUGCCCUUGCGAAGAGUUUAUCGGCGACCAGAAGUUUGAGUUAAACUGUUGCAAUGCAAAAGUCGAAGUCAAUUAUUGUAUGCUUUUGAGAAAAUACAUUUGGAGUAAGUUGGUGAUAUUAUGUGUUCUGUAUCGUCUACCAUAUAAUUGUGAAAGUGGGGUUUUUUCUAGAAACUUGCAUGAAGUAUCAUCCAGGAUUUGUCAAUAUCCAGGCACAUUAUUGUGCACUUGUACGAACAAAAAUAUAAAUGAGUUUCAUGGACAAUUUCAGGUUUUAAAAUGUUUAA